AAUAUAUAAAUAAAAAAACAAAUAGUAAAAAUAAAAACUAAAUCAAAAUUAAAAAAAUGAAAACAUAACUAAUCAGUGUUUUAUUAUUAAUAAACUUAACUUUGUCAUCUGCCGUCUUUUUACAAAAGCCAAGAUCUGCCAGCAACAAGCAAUUCGAAAUCUUCUCUUCCCUCCAAAAAGUAGAAAUGAUAGAUUUCGGAAAAAGAAUUCUCGAUACCAUCGCUUUACAACUAACAAACAAAGUCCCAUUAGCGGAAGUUGCAAAAGUCCUCAGUUAAUUAAAGCAAGACUUAGAAAAACAAUAAGCUGACGCCGAUGUCCAACAUGGAAACGACGAAGCCAACUGCAGAACCGAAACCGAAAGAUACGAAACUAAUAUUGCCAACGCAGCUAUAGUUAGAGAGAAUUCUGCUGAAGCAUUGAAAGUAUUAGAAGCUGAAAUCGGAUAAUUAGAAAACAGUAUUGCUUAUUUAGACAGAUAAGCAGUUGAAUUAGAAAAGAGAUUAGAUGCCUACAAAGGAUCUCGUGAAAGAGAUAAUCAAAGAUACAAUGAACACAGAGUUUAAUAAUUAUAAGUUGUUGAAGCUUUAGAAUUAAUUAUUGAUAGAUUAUCUUAAAUUAAACCCGAAAGUAGUGAAGAAGCUCUCCUUUAACUCUCUAAAAUAGGAAAAAGUAACCCUAUUUUAUCCUUAGUUUAAGUCGCUUCUACUUUCUCAGCUGAAUCUUUAGCUAAUGUAGUUGGUAAACUUAAUUCUUUAAGAGAUUCUCUUAACUAAUCAAUUAAUAAUGAAGAAACUUAAGAAAGUAAAUCUAAACACGAUUAUGAAGCUUUAGUUAUUGAAUAAGAAUAGACUCUUAAUAAUGUUAUUACUCAUAGAGCUUAAUAAUCACUUGAAUUAUAAUCAAAGAAAUAAGGACAUGAUUUCCAUUCCAAUAGAUAUAAAUAAGCUAUUGCCGAACAUUAAUUCAACGUAGAAGGAUUAGCUAAAUUAAAUGAAUCUUGUGCUAAUUUAAGAUCUAUUUAUGAAAAAACUUCCGUUGUUAGAGGUGAUGAAAUCAAAACUAUUGUUUAAGUUUAAAAUAUUCUUGCUACUAAACUUGAAACCAUGAAAGAUUAUCUAAAGUAAAGAGCUGAAGCUGAUGAAUGAUUGUUAAACUGAUAUUUUUUAUCCUUUUUUUUUUUGUUGUGUUUUUUUUUUUUUUUUCUAUAUUUUUAAAAAUUUAAGAAUUUUUAGUAUUAAAUUAGAAAAAAGAAAAUUAUAAAAACAAUUAAAUAUAUUAAAUAUAUAUUAUAUAAAUAUGUUUUUUUUUUUUCUUGAUUUAGUAGAUGAUUUUUUUAU
This is a messenger RNA of Ichthyophthirius multifiliis, 1340 nucleotides long. RefSeq lists its product as hypothetical. The transcript has a single exon. Lineage: Eukaryota; Ciliophora; Oligohymenophorea; Hymenostomatida. The record is from RefSeq and is a predicted model, not a curated record.